CAAGCUAAUUGGUCAGAGGUUUUCAGUUUUUGAAUAGAACAAAAUUGAUAAGUUAUUGAGUGAAAAUGGUGUCCGUGCAAACUAUAGCCACUAUUGUGGUGAAAGUAUUCAAGAUAGUCCUAAACAUCGUGAUUCUCGUGUUAUACCGCACCGGGUACAACGGCGAGUUCCUUGGCGUGGGCGGCACAUGGAACCUCAACGAGGAGAAGAACCCGGACGCCGAAAUCGUCGCGUCCGGCGUCAUCGUCGGCUACCUCAUAUACACGCUCGUGCAGGUCGUCACCUUCCUCUUUGGCACCACGCAACAUAAGAGAGCCCUAUCGGAAGUGGUGAUGAACUUCGUGGGCGUGUUCAUGUGGCUGGCAGUCGGAGCGGUGGCACUUCACUACUGGGGUGGCUACCAGGGGGAGCACCAGUUCCAGUUCUUCUUCGCUGAGAGACAGGUCGGCUUAGCGGUUGGUGCUCUCUGCGUAAUCCAGGGAGCAGUGUACCUCCUAGAUACGGCACUCGCUGUCAUACAUUACUCGAAAGAGAUGUAAUAUUAACACUAUUUUUAUACAAACAUGC
This is a messenger RNA of Chilo suppressalis (striped riceborer), 567 nucleotides long. The record is from the annotation of a GenBank genome assembly. Lineage: Eukaryota; Metazoa; Arthropoda; Insecta; Lepidoptera; Crambidae.